Diaporthe citri is the source of this 1038-nucleotide messenger RNA. RefSeq lists its product as uncharacterized. The transcript has 3 exons. The coding region runs from base 1 to 1038 and encodes 345 amino acids. Gene Ontology annotation, molecular function: oxidoreductase activity, acting on paired donors, with incorporation or reduction of molecular oxygen; heme binding; iron ion binding. The record is from RefSeq and is a predicted model, not a curated record. NCBI's taxonomy places the organism in Eukaryota, Fungi, Ascomycota, Sordariomycetes, Diaporthales, Diaporthaceae.
AUGACACCCGUUUUCCUUCACACUGUAUCCGCUCCUGAAAUACGCCACAAUACCCUUGAUUUUAUCGAUAUCUGGCGGCUCAAAGCACAGAAAGCGAACGGCCGUCCCUUCCGAGCAGACGAGGACAUCAAUAUAGUGACUUUCGACAUAGUCAAGGCGGUUGCUUUUGGAGAAGGAGACGCCCAGAGCAUGACCCAACUUCAUAUGGGAAUCGUGCAAGAAACCGAAGGUGGAGGGAUAGACGACAUGGAUACAAUUUUUAAGUUUCCCGCCUACCCUCCCAACGACAUCCUUGUCUCGCACAACUUGCACCAAGAAGCCGUUGGUGCCUCCCUCACGUCACCUUCCCCUUCGCUAUACCACAAGAGCAACAAUCGCAGAUUCAAGAUGCAAGAGGCGUACGGUACACGACAUCGGAUGGUUCAGCAGCAGAUCAAAUUAGCUGUUAAGCGUCUGGAAGGAGGGGACACGGUCAAAUCCGCUUUGGACUACACGAUCAAGCGUGAGGUGAACGCUGCCACCAAGACCGGUCGGCAACCCGUUCUAGACUCACCAUAUAUGCAAGAUGAGCUGUACGGAUACAUUGGCGCUGGACACGAGACAACGUCGACGUCUUUCCAGUGGGCCGUCAAGCAUCUAUCUGGCCAUCCUCGGAUCCAACAAAAGCUCAGACAGUCGUUGCGUGCCGCUUACGUCGAUGCUGCGGCGCAACAUCGGCAACCCACGGUCACAGAAAUUACCAAGAUCCAAGUGCCAUACCUGGACGCCGUGAUAGACGAGUCCCUACGCCUUUCAGGGCCAAUCACUGCUGUCGUUCGACAGGCACAAGUGGAGACAACAAUCUUGGGCCACCGGGCGCCCAAGGGCGUUGAGGUUUUAAUCCCCUUGCGUGGUCCGAGCAUAACACAAGCACCAUUCACCAUUGAUGAGUCGCUCAGGAGUGAGAGCUCUCGGUCUCACAGUCACAUCCAUGGCUCCUGGAAUGAUGACCCCGAGGCCUUCAUCCCGGAAAGUUCUAAGUGGUGCGUGUCCAACUAG